AUGUAUACCCAAGUACAUACCGGUGCUAUCACAGUAUACCCAAGUCUAGGUAUGCCGGUGGUACUCUGUGUAGGGCUGAAUUCGAACAGAAAGGGUAUUUUUGGUUUGAUCUUUGAAGUUUUGUCUCUCAGGUUUUGUCUCUCAGAUUCCAAGUUGCAAGUUGCAAGCUCUAGGUUUCGACCGCAGGCGUAGCUGGCGCUGUCUCAGACCCUUGGACUCUCAGAUUCUCAGACUCUCGGACUCCCAGGAGCUCAGAUGCCCAGGAGCUGCACAUGCCGUAGAUACGGUAUGUGUGGGAUGUGGGAUGUGUAUAGUGUGUAUGGUGUGUGAUGUGUAUGGUGUGUAUGAUGUGUAUUUACUGGCUAUUACCUAUGAUAGGUAGUAGCUAUCCCUUUGAAGGAUGCUGCAGCCUAUUCCUGUGCCUGUUCUUGUGCUGUUCCUGUUCUUGUGCUGUUCCUGUUCCUGUGCUGUUCCUGUUGCCGUUCCUGUUGCUGUUGCUGUUCCUGCUCGGCAUGCUGCUGUGUGGCUCGUCUGCAGGUACGGCAUUGUAGCAUCGCAUAGCACAGCAUAAGCUGCUAUUCGUUAGUCAGGUACUGCCGUAUCAUAGAAUACGGUAUCAACCAAUACCGGGGCCUAUCAUAUGUACCGGGGACCUAUCCUAUCCUCUGAGCUCUCAGCCCCCGCGGACACCAGUGGGGGGGCUGAAGCCCGACUCUAACUAGAUUCUAGUUAUAGAUCUGGACUGGAGUCUGGACACAACUGUCAACAGUGAACACGAGCCCAUCGGGGGGGAACGAAAUUGGCGGAGUUAGGCUCCGCUCUGCACUCCGCACACUUCACUCCGCGCUCUUCACGAGUUAUUCCUGCAACAGAUGCGAUGGACGGAGAUGCGAUGGAGAGGUUCUCACGGAAACUGCUUGGAAAACAUCGAAUGCCCGACCAGGAAUGGGACUUUGCGCCGGUUGCCAGUCCAGGAAUGUACUGGUACCUACAACAUUUAGGCACCGUAGCUACUGUACU
This is a messenger RNA of Tricharina praecox, 1020 nucleotides long. RefSeq lists its product as uncharacterized. The coding region runs from base 330 to 551 and encodes 73 amino acids. Lineage: Eukaryota; Fungi; Ascomycota; Pezizomycetes; Pezizales; Pyronemataceae. The record is from RefSeq and is a predicted model, not a curated record. The transcript has a single exon.